Molecule: messenger RNA, 1600 nt
Organism: Caenorhabditis elegans
Lineage: Eukaryota; Metazoa; Nematoda; Chromadorea; Rhabditida; Rhabditidae
Gene: C03B1.13
Product: Major facilitator superfamily (MFS) profile domain-containing protein
Exons: 11
Coding region: 17-1537 (506 amino acids)
Biological process (GO): hexose transmembrane transport; transmembrane transport
Cellular component (GO): membrane
Molecular function (GO): transmembrane transporter activity
Source: RefSeq, marked reviewed
AGUUUCAGAACGCUUGAUGAAUAUACCACCAUGCCGUUUGGUUAUCUUAGCAGCCAUCGCUUCGUUUUGUGCCAAUUGGUCUUUUGCUUUCCAGAUCACUUAUGUGAACACAUCUGUUGACACAUUUUAUAAACUCGCCAGGACUGCUUACAAACAAUCAAGGGAAUGUUACACGUGUCAACUCCCUGAAAAUGAUUGGCUUGCACAAUGGAGCGUGACUGUCAGCAUGUUCUACCCGGGAACAAUUCUUGGAUUUUUGAUGGUACCGUUUCUAACUAAAUGGAUUGGAGUUAAAAGAGCACAAGGAAUAAUGUGUAUUGCCGCAACAAUUGGCGUUGGCGUACAUUUUCUCGCACUGUCGUUUCUCUCACUUGGUGAAGUCACGUUUGCUACAAUAUUGUCGAUUGGUAGACUCAUGAUCGGACUACAGGCAGGAAGCUCACUGUGUCUUCUGCCUUUGUACAUAAUUGAAAUCAGUCCGGCACAUUACAGAUCGUUUCUGAAUAAUUUUCAGCAAGUCUCACAAUCAUUCGCGACUCUUCUUGGAUUGGUUUUAGGAUCUGAAGAAAUUCUGCCUCUCGGAAGUUCUAGAUUCUUUAUUAUGCAAAUAUCCGCUGUGAUUCCAAUUUUGUUCCUAUUAUUUGUGCUAAUAAUCACACCACCAACUCCAAACUAUCUGAGUCAUUUUCAUCCGGAAUGUAUACACGAAGCAAUUCACUCAAAACUUUUCUACCAUGGAACCGAAAGAUCCAACUCGUAUCGCCCAUUAAUUUCCAACUACGAAAUGAUGGAAAAUAAGUUUACUUCAAAAUAUGCAAAUUAUGGAAAAUCAUGGAGAGAAUCAUUCAAAGGUUUUUUGAUAGGUGCUAUUGUUGCAGCGUCAUAUGCUUUUACCGGUGAUGAUUUAAUUGACACAUUCUCAUCUAAUAUGCUGAUAGGCGAAGAGAAAAGUUCGAAAAAGAUUCAUCAGACAACAGAUACGUUUACUAUUUUAGUCUCGGAUGGGCUGGGAUUAGUUCUUUUCUUUGCCUCGUUGUUUGGAAUAUAUUUGGCUGACCGAUUUGGAAGACGGAAGUUGGUACUUGUUGGUUUAUUUGGAACAUGUGUUGCUAACAUUGGAGCAGUGGUUUUCACAACCAACAAAGUGAUCGUAUCUCUUUGUUUCGCGGCAACAAAAACAUUUAUCGGCAUCGGCUGCGGUGGGCCAGCGUGGUUUUUGACAUCAGAACUUGUCGAUCCGGAAUAUGCAUGGAUCUUCCAACCAUUGUCAACAGGAAUUUUAUUGUCCACAACUAUGAUCGAAACAUUUUUCUACUUAACCGUUGACAAUUUAGUAGGUGGUUACAGUCUUCUCAUUCUUGCCGCCGGUCCCGCACUAGUGGCUGCCAUCCUCAUUUACCUAUAUUUACCCGAAACGAAAGGGAGAUCAAGUGAAGAGAUACAAAAUAUGCUCAAUUCAACAACUUUCAGUGGGAUCCAUACUAAAAAACACAUCAAUGAAGAUUUGUACGGAACUUUUGACGAGAAUAUUUUCUGACAUAAUUGAAAUUAAUAUUUUUAAAAAUCUAGUUUAUUUAUUGAAAUGAACCAAUUACAACUU